Messenger RNA from Aspergillus clavatus NRRL 1, 939 nucleotides. RefSeq names its product putative stress response protein (Rds1). Bases 1 to 939 code for a protein of 312 amino acids. The transcript has a single exon. Lineage: Eukaryota; Fungi; Ascomycota; Eurotiomycetes; Eurotiales; Aspergillaceae. The record is from RefSeq and is a predicted model, not a curated record.
AUGGCGAUUCAGGAAGCAAGAUACACCACCCUGUUGAGCAACAUGCUGGGCGAGUCCUCACCGAAGCAAUGCACGUACAACUACCCCUUCAAGACGGUCCGCGAGUUCAUCGAUUUCAACGUCAAGGUCACCCGCUGGGGUGAGUCUAGCACCAUGUGGGCUGGCUCAGCCACCCUACAAGGAGGCCGCGACAUGGUCGUCGAAGCCGACACAAUCGAGACCCGGCAGCAGGCCAUCUUCCGCCAGCCCCUCGGUCUCCACCCCAUGCCCAUCUGGUUUGCUCCCGGCAUUCCCAAUUUUGGCACUGGACCCUGCCCUCCCAGUACAUCUCCCCCUGCCCGGAGAACAACACCCGGCUCGUGUGGCAGAAGUUCCCAAACCUAUACGUCGUCGGCCAGCCGAGUCCCAACCGCAUCAAUGCAAACACCACACAGCCUUGGGAGGUCAUCGGCAACCGCACCAGUGAUCCCAGCAAACUCUACCAUCCCGGAGUCUGACUCUUGCUUCCACGACAACGUCACCGGCUAUGACUGUGGUCCCACCAUCUCCCAUGACCGGUACGAACCACUGAGUUUCCCUAGCCGCAAGGUUGAACUCAUUUGGGAUGGUCCUGGCGGUGCUGCCGGGUCCAACAACAGCUACGUCACCUCGACAAUGACCGGCGAACCGACGUUUGUGGCAUGGUUUUUGCAGCUGGCCCUCACUUACACCGAGUUGACGGUGACCGGAAAGAAUCACGGACAUACCUAUCAACCAGCAAGUGAGGCUUUCGAGACUGAUCCCGCCUUGAAAGGCACAGCCUUUAUUGCCAUUGCUGAUACGCACAUGUUUGUCACUCCUUUCAACAUCACCAUGUUGAACCCCACGUUCGUGCCUUGGGACUGUAUCAAUCUGGUUAAAUUCUCGGCGAAAAGAGGAUAUGCUUCGGCUAUAAAUUAA